AUGCAGAAGCACGAUAGGAAUACUGUGAAGAGGGUUGCUUCUGGGGAGCAUCGAUUUUGGGAACAUAUAACAGAUACACGAGUCCAGCAGAAUGUCACAAGCAAUUGUCAAAAGUUUGGUAACUUUCUUAGCAGUGGUUGUACAAAUAUUAUAAUCACAGCUGCAAGAGAUCAAGCCUAUGUAACUGUUUGCGGUAAAAGUAAUAGUAGUAGUAGUAGUAGUAGUAGUAGUAGUAGUAGUAGUAGUAGUAGUAGUAGUAGUAGUAGUAGUAGUAGUAGUAGUAGUAGUAGUAGUAGUAGUAGUAGUAGUAGUAGUAGUAGUAGUAGUAGUAGUAGUAGUAGUAGUAGUAGUAGUAGUAGUAGUAGUAGUAGUAGUAGUAGUAGUAGUAGUAGUAGUAGUAGUAGUAGUAGUAGUAGUAGUAGUAGUAGUAGUAGUAGUAGUAGUAGUAGUAGUAGUAGUAGUAGUAGUAGUAGUAGUAGUAGUAGUAGUAGUAGUAGUAGUAGUAGUAGUAGUAGUAGUAGUAGUAGUAGUAGUAGUAGUAGUAGUAGUAGUAGUAGUAGUAGUAGUAGUAGUAGUAGUAGUAGUAGUAGUAGUAGUAGUAGUAGUAGUAGUAGUAGUAGUAGUAGUAGUAGUAGUAGUAGUAGUAGUAGUAGUAGUAGUAGUAGUAGUAGUAGUAGUAGUAGUAGUAGUAGUAGUAGUAGUAGUAGUAGUAGUAGUAGUAGUAGUAGUAGUAGUAGUAGUAGUAGUAGUAGUAGUAGUAGUAGUAGUAGUAGUAGUAGUAGUAGUAGUAGUAGUAGUAGUAGUAGUAGUAGUAGUAGUAGUAGUAGUAGUAGUAGUAGUAGUAGUAGUAGUAGUAGUAGUAGUAGUAGUAGUAGUAGUAGUAGUAGUAGUAGUAGUAGUAGUAGUAGUAGUAGUAGUAGUAGUAGUAGUAGUAGUAGUAGUAGUAGUAGUAGUAGUAGUAGUAGUAGUAGUAGUAGUAGUAGUAGUAGUAGUAGUAGUAGUAGUAGUAGUAGUAGUAGUAGUAGUAGUAGUAGUAGUAGUAGUAGUAGUAGUAGUAGUAGUAGUAGUAGUAGUAGUAGUAGUAGUAGUAGUAGUAGUAGUAGUAGUAGUAGUAGUAGUAGUAGUAGUAGUAGUAGUAGUAGUAGUAGUAGUAGUAGUAGUAGUAGUAGUAGUAGUAGUAGUAGUAGUAGUAGUAGUAGUAGUAGUAGUAGUAGUAGUAGUAGUAGUAGUAGUAGUAGUAGUAGUAGUAGUAGUAGUAGUAGUAGUAGUAGUAGUAGUAGUAGUAGUAGUAGUAGUAGUAGUAGUAGUAGUAGUAGUAGUAGUAGUAGUAGUAGUAGUAGUAGUAGUAGUAGUAGUAGUAGUAGUAGUAGUAGUAGUAGUAGUAGUAGUAGUAGUAGUAGUAGUAGUAGUAGUAGUAGUAGUAGUAGUAGUAGUAGUAGUAGUAGUAGUAGUAGUAGUAGUAGUAGUAGUAGUAGUAGUAGUAGUAGUAGUAGUAGUAGUAGUAGUAGUAGUAGUAGUAGUAGUAUAGUAGUAUAG
Trichobilharzia regenti is the source of this 1536-nucleotide messenger RNA. NCBI's taxonomy places the organism in Eukaryota, Metazoa, Platyhelminthes, Trematoda, Strigeidida, Schistosomatidae. The record is from the annotation of a GenBank genome assembly.